This is a messenger RNA of Branchiostoma floridae (Florida lancelet), 3719 nucleotides long. RefSeq names its product hemicentin-2-like. Gene Ontology annotation, cellular component: cell-cell junction. The record is from RefSeq and is a predicted model, not a curated record. The transcript has 9 exons. Gene Ontology annotation, biological process: cell-cell adhesion. Lineage: Eukaryota; Metazoa; Chordata; Leptocardii; Amphioxiformes; Branchiostomatidae. Bases 1637 to 3334 code for a protein of 565 amino acids. Gene Ontology annotation, molecular function: cell adhesion molecule binding.
UCCCUUGCAUUGGACUCGACUGAAAUGCUGUAAUAUGGGCCCAUUCAUGUCGUACUUUGGUAAAUGUAUCGGAAGGAGCUGGUUGAAACGUGCUCUGGAUGCCUAACGCGUAUCAGCAUGCCCCUCUGCUAUGACUUUGAACUGUGUACCAAUCUACGUAAUGGACUCAACUGGCAGCAACCCUUGGAGCGGAAGCAGGUUCCAACGAUAAUAUGAGUGGAGUGGGAUCUAGAAAUGGUGAAAUAUUAGACAGGAGAAAACAACUACAGGCGGUGUGAUUCCAACUGCUCUGCACGUCUUCUGAAAGUUUUCUACAGUCUAGCAACUUGCUGAUUUUCUCGCUACGUUGCUACCGUUGCCGUGAACGCGUUACAUGAUACUCCCUGAGCGCCAGCCUGGUACAAGUGGCAAGUAUGCUGUCUUCUGUAAUUCAUGCAUAAUUCUGCCUGAAGCUAAAUCGUGCAUGGAAACGUCUAGACAAUUAAGUCCUCUACGGAGAAAGAACGUAUCUCUUUCCAAGCAACCCCCGCUAGAGAAUUCUGAAGUAAUGGCUACGGGUCCCAAUUCUCCAUUCACGAAGGUCCUCAUUUGGCCUUCGGCUUAUGUGAAGAACUGACUGCUUAUUCUACGACGAGACAUGUUGCAAUUUAUCAUAUCCCCCCUAAGGGAUUCUUAUAUGUCAGACAUUUGCGACAAUUGCCUGCGGUUGUAAUCCUCGUAACGGAGAUUAUGCGCUUAUAAUGUAUGAAUUACAUAAGAUGACAGUAGGAAAUUGUACGGAAGUUAUAUUUUCUAUGUGGUCACGCUGAUAUGCGUAUGCACUGGAGGUCAUUCGGGGAAGGUAAGCCACAUUCUAAAAUCGUUUCUCGUUGUGAAUUCGUGACUGCUUACUUGUAUUUAGGACUCUCAUAUAUUCCUAUCACCGUGUCAGGAAAAUACAUGCUAAUGAGAAUGGAGUAUUGACCUUCAUCGACAUCUGGCUCAUUGUUUCCGGGAACUCACUACGGUCGCAAAUGCUCGUAUGCACGACCUUAUUCGGGCGGUAACCUGGCCCGUUCAGCUACUAGAAUCGCAAGAUCGGGACCCCGGAGCUUGUAAAACAUGGAUGCGCCUUAGUGAUUAAUGAGGCAACACAGCAGAUUGCAUGUAUUGAACGUGGGGCUUUGUUGGAUUGUGGGUAAUACAUAGUCAGUGCCACUGUCGUAAAACGACACAGAAUGCCACAGCUCGUAUACGACUACGGAGCGCUUGGAGAGGAACGCUUUGUUUACCAGACGGCACUGUGGGUACAAAAACGGUGGUACCUUACAUUUUGUUGAUGCAUGGGAUGCUAAUGAUACAACCCUACCCUUCCGCGACAAGUAUACACGAUUUUUAGUACUGUUGGCGCAUGCUGGUCGAUGUGACCGAAGAGGAAUAUUCUAGGAGGAGAGAGCGUUUUCGUGGUCAACCUCGCUAAACACAGGCUGCGGGACACUCCAUACAGCCAUAUUGCUGCCGCAGUUCACUGCGCUGGGAUUUCGUAACCAUAUCAUAACGACGGUUGAGAGCUGCCAUUGUCCAACAGGAUUGCUGAUUUGAUAGUUCACUGGCCUCUUACUCACCAGAGCGGUCGGGGAUUGACCUGGAAGCAGCCAUGAUGGUAAACUGGAGAACCAGCGGUCUUCUUAUCGUCUCUUUUGUCUUUGCACUGGUUGAAAGCAGCAACACGCCCUACCCCAUGACCGUCAGGGGGAUGGUGGGCGACCGUGUGACCCUCCGCGGGAAAUUCCAGGAAAGCCUGGCGGGCGUCAUCGCCAUAACCUGGAGUAAGAUAGACAGCGCUGACGGUGGUUCCAGGAACGCAGUCGCCAUUUGGUCUCCCAGUGGCAAAGAUGCUAGAGAUAUGACCUUUGACCCCUUGAAGGAGAGGACAAGACUAAACAGGGAUGGUUCCCUGACGCUACAGCCCGCCAUCUCGUCUGACCAGGGACUUUACGUACAGACGGUUCUGAUUGAUGGAGUUGGGCAAAAGGAAUAUUACGUCGCGGUGGAAAUUCACGUACCACCAACUGUUAAGCUGUCUAUGCCGAGAAGAGGACAAGCCGUGGAGCAUUCUACAUUGUCUCUCCACUGCUCUGUGGAGAACACCAGUGCCUUAGUCAGCCCUAUAUACUGGACUAAAGACGGAGGUAUAAUCGACACCAGCAUGCGGAUGUCAGUCACGUUAAAAAGUGGAGACAACAUCAGGAACACUUCGUUAGUGAUUCCGUACGUCGAGAGAAAAGAUGGCGGGAAUUAUUCGUGUGUGGCGGAGUACCUCACGGGAUUUCAAACGGCCAGCGUUCUAUUGGACGUGUUGUACGCGGCAAAGAUCAUCAACAUCUCCAAUCCCAUCGUGCCUUUCGUCGGAGAAAGCGUGGAGCUGCUGUGCCAAGCCGAGGGAAACCCCACCCCAAACGUCACGUGGUACAAGGCAGGGCUCGGGGAACCAAUCGCCUUCGUCCGCGGGGUCAACAGGAGGGCUUCCGCCUCCGUCAUCAUUCCUGAGUUGAAGACCAAUGAGAGCCAAGAUUACCUCUGCGUGGCGUCCAAUGACGUUGCCGAUGCCGAUUUCAAAUCCGUGUUUAUUUCAUUCGUUGAAACGGCAGCCAUGACAGAAGUGAUAUCCCCCGUGCGACGACUGUUCAAGAUAGCCAUCAUAGCUGGCAGCGUUGCAGGCGGAGUGCUAGUCCUGACGGCGAUCCUCCUUGUUGCGCUAACGGUGUGCAGGAGAGAUAAGCAUCGGGCCGCCUGGACUCAGUGCCAGCUCGUCAACGUGGUCCCUCCGAUCCCCGAGUCCGAGAUGGAAGUCGCUCCCAACAAUUGUGAUGAAGACUUCGAUAAGCUGGCAAACGAUGGAGAUGUGUCUCCAGACCGCUGCGUGGCAAGGGCCAUCAUGCCAUACGAGGUCAGCGAGCCAGGCCUACUCCAUUUGAAUGUCAACGACAUCGUUGAAGUACUAAAAACGGGCAAUGACGGAUGGUGGUUCGGAUAUUGCCAGGGGAAGGUCGGGGCCUUUCCCGCAGCAUGUGUGGAGAUCCUCACGAAGCCAGAUGCGCUAAGCAGAGGUCGCCGGCGUAGCAGUUCUACACAACUUCCUGAAUGCGAGUGCUCGUACGCAACACUCCCGCUAAGGGCACACAGAUGCUCUUCAAAGGAGCAAAUUGACGACAGAACUUUGCCGUUACGGCGAUGCUACAAGACAAAAGAGCGCAGUCCCCGGCAACAACGUAAAUAUUCAGAUACAGACAUCCAAGCAGAUGGACAUCCAACAAUACCAACAGUUUCCGGUCGCGUCACUACGAACCUUUAACGGACACAUUGCGAUUUUUUUCUUGAUUGAUUGACAACCUUUUUGUAUCUGACAUUGGCUGCUACUAUAGUAUGUGCAGCAUACAUAUAAAUGCUGCUUCGAUCUACUUGUAGUUAGAUUCGAAUCUCUGUAGAGGUAGAGUCUCAAAUAUUCGAAGAUCCAUUUAAACGUAUAUAUAUAUAUAUGCAGUAUAAACGGGAUAUAGUCCAUGGAAUAGUUGAACAAGGAUAGAUUCCCAGCAAUAGCACAUGUAGUACUUCCCAUUGACCAUGACUGGACGCUACGGAAAGCAUAUAAUUGAAAGCAAUUUCAACUUACGAUGCUAUAUUCAUCUCAAACUUUGUCGAUGAAAAUUUAAGUUUUAGUUUUAUUACAAUACUGUAAC